UUAAACCUUCUCCCUUUGAAAACCCCAGCAGGGAAUAUUCAGAGAUGACUCUUUAUUGUAGACCAUAGCACCCUCAUGUGGUUAAACGAACGUUACUCACUUUCUGUAGCUUUCUCUGCCGCAGCAUCAUCUGACCUUCCUCCACCCUAUCUUCUCCUGCAGUACUCUCUCCCAGUGCUGCCAUGCUGUCGUGGCGCUGCUCUACCCCUUUGUGUGGCAGCACACUUACAUCCCUGUGCUGCCGUCGGCCAUGCUGGACAUUGUGUGCACCCCCACCCCGUUCCUGGUGGGCCUGCUGUCCAGCUCCCUGCCCCAGCUCACUGAGCUGCCCCUGGAGGAGGUUCUGGUUGUGGAUCUUGAAAACAGUCGAUUCCUCAGACAGUUGGACGAUGAAGACUCCAUUCUGCCAUCUAAGCUCCAAUCAGCCCUGGAGAAUGUUCUGGAGAGGAGACGAGAGCUUGCUAAUGAGAGAGGAGGAGACACACCUGGUGAUUCGGGCCAUCUUAGCACCGUCGUGUCCGAGGCCUUCGUUCGUUUCUUCGUGGAGCUGGUAGGCCACUAUCCACUCUUCAUCACCGGUGAACGGGAGGACGGCUACUCCUCCUCCUCUUCCUCCUCACCGGUCCCCUGCUACUUCCAACGCGAGAGUUUCCGUAAAGCGAUCCCGUCUAAGACAGUGCGCCGGUUCCUGGAGGUCUUCAUGGAGACCCAGAUGUUUGGCUGGUUCAUCCAGGAACGAGAGCUCCACAGGCAGGCUCUGAGAGGAUUAUUUGAAGUGAGGGUGCAGGAGUAUCUGGACUCUAUCCACGAGAAUGAACAUCGGAGGGUCAACAGGUUUCUCAAAGGCUUGGGGAAUAAAAUGAAAUUUCUUUCCAAGAAAUAAUGUAUCUACAAUGCUACACAAACUAAAAAGAAGAUGCACCGAAACACGGAGAUACUUCACGGACUGCAGAAAAAAGAUAAAGGAAAUUAUCAUUUGAGUUCUUUUUCAGAGAUGCUUGUUGACACCGUUCUCAUCUGAGUCAAUGUUUGAGGGUGUUGCUCAAGGACUUUUGAUACACAUAGGGGAGAAAUCCUGCUGUAUUUCACAGAAAUAAAACCCCCAAAACAAAUGUUCCUGGUUUCCAUUAGCACAGAUAACACAAUGUAUAAAGAAAUAGGCCCUGAAAGAAAUAUUAUGGAAUGUGAAUGCUUCUAUAGGGCAUAAGGGGUCAAUGAAUGGCUUGAAAGGUACAUAAAUGAAGUGUGUGGUACUGUAUAUACUUUACCUCAAAGCUUUCAGACAUAGUAUUUCUAUAAAUCCACUGGGGGGCAGUAGUAUAUUCUCUGUGGUUAUAUGUCUUGACACAGGCCUGCUUUCCCACUCUUUAAUGCUGCAGCUUUACUUCAGCCAUAUCAGUGGUGAAA
Notothenia coriiceps (black rockcod) is the source of this 1407-nucleotide messenger RNA. RefSeq names its product DENN domain-containing protein 2A-like. Gene Ontology annotation, biological process: retrograde transport, endosome to Golgi. NCBI's taxonomy places the organism in Eukaryota, Metazoa, Chordata, Actinopteri, Perciformes, Nototheniidae. The transcript has 6 exons. The coding region runs from base 251 to 883 and encodes 210 amino acids. Gene Ontology annotation, cellular component: actin cytoskeleton. The record is from RefSeq and is a predicted model, not a curated record.